Gambusia affinis (western mosquitofish) is the source of this 1743-nucleotide messenger RNA. Its product is annotated as voltage-dependent calcium channel gamma-5 subunit. Bases 29 to 862 code for a protein of 277 amino acids. Gene Ontology annotation, cellular component: postsynaptic density membrane; AMPA glutamate receptor complex. The record is from RefSeq and is a predicted model, not a curated record. Lineage: Eukaryota; Metazoa; Chordata; Actinopteri; Cyprinodontiformes; Poeciliidae. The transcript has 5 exons. Gene Ontology annotation, molecular function: channel regulator activity; voltage-gated calcium channel activity. Gene Ontology annotation, biological process: neurotransmitter receptor internalization; regulation of AMPA receptor activity; calcium ion transport.
UGCGCUCCGCGGCUGCUGAGGCUGCGGCAUGAGCCUGUGCGGCAGGAAGGUGCUGACGCUGCUGAGCAGCGUGUUCGCCGUCUGCGGCCUCGGCCUGCUGGGGAUCGCCGUGAGCACCGACUACUGGCUCUACCUGGAGGAGGGCGUCAUCCUUCCACUCAACCAGAGCACCGAGAUGCGCAUGUCGCUUCACUCUGGCCUCUGGAGGGUUUGCUUCCUCGCUGGCGAAGAGAAAGGCCGGUGUUUUACCAUUGAGUAUGUGAUGCCUACUAAUGUCCAGAUAACGUCUGAGUCCACCGUCAGUGUGCUCAAGAUGAUCCGCUCUGCUACACCCUUUCCUCUGGUCAGCCUCUUCUUCAUGUUCAUCGGCUUCGUGCUCAGCAACAUCGGCCAUAUCCGACCACAUCGCACUAUCCUGGCUUUUGUUUCCGGAAUCUUCUUCAUCCUCUCAGGUCUGUCUCUGGUUGUCGGUCUGGUUCUGUACAUCUCCAACAUCAAUGACGAAAUGUUAAACAGGACGAAAACCAACGAGGCUUACUUCAGCUACAAGUACGGCUGGUCUUUUGCGUUCGCUGCCAUCUCCUUCCUGCUGACAGAGACGGCGGGCGUCAUGUCGGUGUACCUGUUCAUGAAGCGAUACACGGCGGAGGAAAUGUACCGGCCCCAUCAGGGCUUCUACCGGCCCCGCCUCAGCAACUGCUCAGACUACUCCGGCCAGUUCCUCCACCCGGACGCCUGGGCGGGACGUGGCCGCAGCCCCUCCUCCAUCUCCUCCGAGGCCUCCCUGCAGAUGAACUCCUCCAACUACCCCGCCCUCCUCAAAUGUCCAGAGUACGAACAAAUGUCCUCCUCACCCUGCUGAGGAGCGGGGCCCACAUCGAUGGGGGGAGGGAGGGUUGAUUUUAUUUGAUUUUUUUUUUCUGCCCACGCUUUGGCAUUUAGUUGUCAAAUAAUUUGAUAUCAUCCAUUUUAAAUUCCUCGCUUUGGAUGCUCAUAACAUUUCUCUUUGCUCUCUCGACUGCUCUGUUCGUAGCUUUGAGUUUUGGGUUUGGAAGAAAGCAAAGCAUGAGGCUACUCUAUGUGCUUCGGAUGAAAGAGGAAGAUUAUUUAAUGACCCGUGCAGACUUUGCAUGUUACACACACACAACAAAAUCCAAACAUAUGGCUGGGAAGUUUACAUAGAAAGCAUUAACCAAUCGUUCUUGUUACCGACUUUAAGGAGACUUUCUCAGGAAAGUUUAUUUUAUUAAAAAAUCAUGAAAUUUCUUUACAAGCUCCAGUUUACUGCUGCAAAUGUGUCAUGCAGAUUCUUUUUCUAGCAUGUUUACAUUAUGUUCAGGACCACAUUUCAGAACAAACGUUUUGAGUAGCACAACUCUGCGGAGAUCCUCUCACACCACGUAAAAUCAGCUUUAUUAUAUAAAACUCCCUUUUUUAUAUAAGCAAGUAGUUUUACGGGCAUACAUGACAGGAGUGGUUUUGAAAAGUGGUGACUGAUAUUUAUGGAAUUAUUGUCUAAUUUCUAUUCUCAGAGUAUUUCAUUAUCAUGCUUUGACAGACCUUCGGUCAACUUCCAGAAAUAGAAACGUUUCUAACCUCGCUGCACUGGCAUGGAGACGAAACUAUGGGUUUUGCAUUUUAAACGACUCAUGUAAAGGUGCAUUAAGGCUGUUAUUUGAAUUUGUGAAUGACUGUUUCAAUUUAGGCAUACUUGUUAUGUGUACUUGCAAAACUAAUGUAUGU